Messenger RNA from Colletotrichum fioriniae, 1632 nucleotides. RefSeq lists its product as uncharacterized. NCBI's taxonomy places the organism in Eukaryota, Fungi, Ascomycota, Sordariomycetes, Glomerellales, Glomerellaceae. Gene Ontology annotation, molecular function: N,N-dimethylaniline monooxygenase activity; flavin adenine dinucleotide binding; NADP binding. The record is from RefSeq and is a predicted model, not a curated record.
AUGGGUUCUCUCCCCGCACCCCCGGCCCAAGCCGAGUACCAGAUCUUGGAGAAGCCAAGCCGAAGCGGAAGAAAGCUCCGCAUCGUGUGCCUCGGCGGCGGCGCCAGCGCCCUCAACCUAGCCCACGAAAUCGACACCUGCAAGACCCUCGACCUGGACCUCGUCUGCUACGAAAAGAACCCUUCCAUCGGCGGCACCUGGUACGAGAACCGCUACCCGGGCUGCGGAUGCGAUAUUCCCUCUGUCAAUUACCAGUUCUCGUGGGCGCCGUCCCCAGAGUGGACGAAAUUUUACUCGAGUGCCCCGGAGAUCCUGCAGUAUUUCAAGGAUAUCGCGGAGAAGUAUGAUCUCAACAAGUACAUCCGCCUCAACCACACCGUGACAGGAGCGUUCUGGAACGAGGGGAAACAGAAGUGGAGCAUCCAGAUCCAGAAGGCAGACGGCACCACAAUUGAAGACUCAGCCGACAUCUUUGUCAACGCCAGCGGCGUGCUUAACAAGUGGAAAUGGCCCGCCAUCAAGGGCAGAGAAACCUUCAAGGGCAAGAUGAUGCACAGCGCCAACUGGGAUAACAGCAUCGAUCUUAAGGGCAAGAAGGUUGGCGUGAUUGGCUCUGGUUCCUCUGCAGUUCAGAUCGUUCCCAAUAUUCAGCCGAACAGCGAAGAACAACACGAGAUACUUCGAAAAGACCCCAAGAAAUACCUCGCAUACAGGAAGAAGAUUGAGUCCGAGUUGAACUCCCGCUUCCGAUUCAUUCUCAAUGGCUCAAAGGAACAGGCCGAUGCCAAAGCGUUCGCGGCCGAAGACAUGCGCAGCAAGCUCGCCAGCAGACCGGAUCUUCAGGACCUCAUUAUCCCGAAGGACUUCGCGGUUGGCUGCCGGAGGCCAACUCCCGGAAAUGGGUAUCUCGAGGCGCUAUGCGAAGACAACGUGAACGUCGUCUCUUCAAGUAUCCAGGAAAUCACACCCAAAGGAAUGAAGACUGCAGAUGGAGUGGAACACGACUUCGACAUCAUUGUCUGCGCUACAGGCUUUGACGUUAGCUGGAGGCCACACUACCCUACGAUAGGCCGCGACGGCGUCAGUCUCAGCGAGUACUGGCGGGAUACACCAAACACCUACCUCUCCAUGACAGUUGCCAACAUGCCCAACUACGUCAUCUUCAACGGCCCUUACGGUCCCUACGGUCACGGAAGUUUCCUCCCCAUCACCGAAACGGUGGCGAGAUACGUGAUGCAAAUGCUCCACAAGAUGUCAGAGGAAGAGAUCUCCUCGUUCUGCCCAAAGCAGGAGGCCGUCAACGACUUCGCCGAGCACCGGCGCAAAUUCCUGCCGCGGACGGCAUGGACUUCACCAUGCCGAUCCUGGUUCAAGAGCGGCACCGUGGACAAGGAGCCCAUGAUGUGGCCGGGCUCGCGUAUCCAGUUCUUCGAGACAAUCGCCACCCCGCGCUGGGAGGACUACGACCUCAAGUACACGACGAGCAACCGGUUCGGAUACUGGGGUAACGGCUUUGCGCAACGCGAGCAGGAUGGUCGAGAUUUGACUUGGUACCUUGGACUGCUUGAUGGCGUUGAUGAGCAGCCUGCGCUGCCUGACGAGGAUUUUGAGGAGUUUCUCAUGAACAAAUAG